Molecule: messenger RNA, 3576 nt
Organism: Peniophora sp. CBMAI 1063
Lineage: Eukaryota; Fungi; Basidiomycota; Agaricomycetes; Russulales; Peniophoraceae
Source: the annotation of a GenBank genome assembly
AUGGGCGUCGACGAAGCUUUUCCCGAAUCUAAACAGGGGCGGCGCAAGCUACAGCUAGGGCGCAAACUUGGUUUGGGUCGCAGCCAGACACCAACAACGUUCUCACAAGCUCAAGCGCCCGUCGCCGCUGACGCAGGACCGUCCUCGGGUAUCAGCCCAGCAAAAACCGGCUGGUCUGUCCUUAAGCGUACACUCGCCACUGUCAGGGAUGCAUCAGAUCUUUGCCCUCCGCUCAAAGCGUCCUUGGUGGGUAUUGUCAAGUUGAUGGACCUGGUGGACCGAGUGAAGGACGCGCAGUCUGACUUCGAAGAUGUCGCACACAGGAUACAACAGCUGCAACGUAUCUUUCAGCACUACCAAAGGGCCGAUGGCCCUCCAUCUUCGACAGCAUCACAGCGCCUGGACGGUAUAUCCCGCGCACUGGACUUGGUGAAGUGCACCAUAGAUGUCAAAACGGGUCGAGGCUUAUGUCGUCGUAUACUCGAAUCCUCGGAAGAUGUUGGGGCGGUUGUGAAAGCCUUUCGAUGUGUCGCGGUUUUGGUAGAGAACUUCAAUGUUGAUACUCUCAUGCAACUUGAACUCCAUGCAGUCGCGAUCCGACGUAGCAUUGACGACCUGACCAGAGACAAUAUCAUGAACGAGCUUCGGCAUGUACGGAAUGCAGACCACUCUUCCCAGGAUCAGGAAGGUUGCAUGGCGAACACGCGUGUCUCUUUGCUCAAUGAACUAUUCACUUGGAGCAUUGACUGGAGUGCGCCUGGCAUCUUCUGGCUCUCUGGGAUGGCCGGAACAGGCAAAUCCACUAUCGCGUGGUCCUUCUGCGAGUUUCUCGCAUCCAAUGGUCUGCUUGGCGGCAGCUUCUUCUGCUCCAGAACUGGUUCUGCUGAGCGGAGUGAUGCCCGCCGCAUCAUUCCCACCAUCGCUCGCCAGUUGUCCAGAGUGAGCGCCGACUACGAGAUUGCCCUACUGAGUCUACUGAGGGUAGAUCCCGAUGUGGCACAGAAGUCCAUCAAGUCGCAGAGUCGCGGCUUGCUUCGGACGCUACUCAAGGCCCUGCCCGAUAACAGAGGCCUUCAGACGGUCUUGGUCAUCGACGCCUUGGACGAUUGCAUCGAAGAAGACGAUGUCGAAGCAUUUCUCGACGAGCUCAUAGCCCUUGUCACCUUCAUGACACCGUCCGUGAAACUGUUUAUAUCGUCUCGUCCUGAGCCUCACAUCAGGCUGCGUUUCGAGGUGGAGCAGACCAGUAUCCACAGAAUCACAAGGUUACACGACGUCGAUCAAGAGUCGGUCAGCAAUGAUAUAGAGGCCUACAUCUCGCAUCAUCUGGCAAUCAUCCGUCAGUCUCGAAGCCUUGCGACCUUCCCUUUCGAUUGGCCUGCCAGAUCCGACGUGUGGACUCUGGCUCGCACAGCGGACAGGUUAUUCAUAUACGCCGUGACCGCCGUCGAGUACAUCAAACGGGACCCAGUGCAACGGCUUGAGACUCUACUGAGUCAAUCGGCGGGGCGACCACUCACAAGGGGUAUAGACGCCAUAUACUCUUCCGUGCUUCUCGAGGCGAUCAAUCCUGAAAAGCACGAGACACGCGAGGUUGACUUUCUAAAAAGCGUUCUCUCCGUCAUCCCUAUCCUAGAAACACCUCUGGCACUGUCUUCUCUCGGAGAUCUACUUGGUGUGUCUACAGAUCGCGUGCGCAUGGCAUUGGACCGGCUUCAUGCGGUGGUGAACGUGCCUCAGGAUGGAACUACGGCCGUGACCAUCUUUCAUUCGUCUUUCAGCGAUUUCAUACGGGAUCCCGAUCGUUGCCCGCCGCGCCUUUACGUGGAACCCGAACAGGCACACGAAGACCUCGCUCACUUGUGUUUCCGGACACUGCAUUCCGAGCUUCUACAUUUCAACGUAUCGCGUUGCCCAUCCUCAUAUCGGUCCACGGCUCGUCAACGGCUCGCUACCCUUCGUCCAUCUUUGCUUUAUGCAUGCCUGAACUGGGCGACACAUGUGGUCUCCGCGAGUAACCGUGGCAUCCGGACAUUGCUUCCUGUCAUGGAAGCCAUACUCCGCGAUAAGUUUCUUUUCUGGGUGGAAGCCCUCUACGGAAGCGGUCACGGAGUGAAGACAACGGAGAUCUUAUGGAUGAUGUUGAGUACGCUCGAGGUCAGAGGGGUACUGAGACCCACUGCGUCGACUAUGUUGCACGAGGCAUUCCAUUUUCUCCAGUCAGAGGACGAGACGAUCGAACGUAGUCUUCCCCAUCUCUAUUUGUCCGCCUUACCGUCCGCAGACCCUUCUUCCUUCAUUGCCGGAGCAUUUUGGCCACGAUUCUUACGGCGACCGGACGUCAGACCAAAGGGCAUGCUUACAUGGAGGCGUGAUGGCCCAACAACGCCUGCCACCCUAUCGCUCGACGUCCUCUACCAAGCAGGUCACAGCAGUGCCGUUCAGGCCGUGCUCUUUACACGGGAUGGCUCCAAGAUCAUAUCGGGAUCCUUCGACAAAACCAUACGCGCAUGGGACGCGCGCAAUGGAGCUCAGACUAUGAGGGUGCCGUUCAGUACUGACACCAUCUUGACGCGUAGAGUAUCGUCUCUUGCGCUCUCGCCGGACAGACUUUACAUCUACUCGGGUUCAUGGGAUUUCACUAUCCAUGUCUGGGAUGCGCGCACCGCAGAAGAGGUGAUGCAGCCCUUUCGUGGACACCGGGGACCCAUUCUCUCUGUCUCUUUACUACCAGACGGUAGUCGCAUUGUGUCGGGUUCUCAGGACAAAACGCUCCGGGUCUGGGACACGCGGACAGGCAUGGACCUCUUGGGACCCUUCGUCGCACACACGAACGCUGUUUGCUCAGUUUCAGUAUCGUCGGACGGGAACCUCGUAGCAUCCGGCUCUUUUGAUGGCUCGAUCCGCAUCUGGGAAGUGCAAACGGGUGCACUAAAGCGAGUCAUUAUGGCGCCAGACAUGGGCCAAGUAUACUCCGUCGCGUUCUCGCCGGACUGUAUGCGCAUCGCGUCAGCCAGUCUGGAUGAGAUGAAUAGUGUUCGUGUCUGGAACGCUCAGACGGGAUCGGAGGACAUGCCUCCCUUGGCUGAUGGCGCGGGGAAAGCGUACUGCGUGGCCUUUUCACCCGAUGGAACACGCAUCGCCGCGGGCUACCAUGACCAGAGCAUCCGCGUUUGGGAUGCCAAUGACGGAGAUGACCUAUUCCCUCCUCUAGAAGGUCACAGGGGGCCAGUAUGCUCAAUAGCAUUUUCUCCAUGCGGUACUCGCCUCGUAUCCGGCUCGUUUGACGAAGCCGUCAGGGUGUGGGAGGUCGCGACGUCUGAGUACAAAGAGCACUACUCACGUCAUCCCACCGUUCCGCAGCCGGCUCUUGCACCGAACGAUGAUGGUUGGAUCGAAGGCCCGGAUGGGGAGCUUCUCUAUCAUGUCAGGGAUGACUUCUCCACCCACAACCUACAUCUUUCUCAACCGAUCUCGCGCUGCUCUUUACUGAUCGCACUACACGGGAUUCAAAUCGACUUUACGGGGUGCAACGCGCACGGAGAAUCUUGGGCAACCUGCUAUACCGGAGGUUGA